Molecule: messenger RNA, 795 nt
Organism: Ixodes scapularis (black-legged tick)
Lineage: Eukaryota; Metazoa; Arthropoda; Arachnida; Ixodida; Ixodidae
Product: leukocyte elastase inhibitor-like
Exons: 3
Coding region: 1-795 (264 amino acids)
Molecular function (GO): serine-type endopeptidase inhibitor activity
Source: RefSeq, a predicted model, not a curated record
AUGGCGCAUGUGCUGCAGUCGCUGGCGACCGCAGCCCUGCUGCUGUUGCUACUGCUGCCGGAGUGUCCAGACGCCCAACAGGGCUUGCCCUUCAGCACGCGCAAGCUAGCCUUCUCUGCAAAUCAGUUCGGUCUGGACCUGUACCGAGCUCUCAGGGACUCUGAGCCUCCGUCCGGCUCCGAGGGAAACGUGGCCCUGUGCCCGUUCUGCGUGAGCUCUUCGCUGGGCAUGCUGCUGCUGGGCGCCCGGGGCCCCACCGCGCUGGCGCUCCGCCACGUGCUGUACCUGUGGGGCAUGCAGCACCUGCACCUGGCCGUCAGGGACCUGUCCGCACACCUGGCGUUAAACCUCAGGGACGCCCACCUCCUGCUCUUCAGGAGCCUGUACGUGCAGCGUGAUUUUGGCGUCAAGUACCCGUUCCAGCGGUCGCUGUACCACUUCUACAACGCGUCGGUGCACUCGCUUGACUUCGCGUCGAACGCUGAGGAGGCCCGGCAGCACAUCAACGCCGUCGUGGAGAAACAGAGCCAGUCGCAGCUGGCCAACAUCCUGCCGGACACGCCGCCGCCCUGGACGCAGCUCCUGCUGCUCAGCGGCCUCAACCUCGACACCCACAUCGAGCUGGACCUCGUGCCAGCCGAAGGGGUCCGCUGGAGGGCGCGCGCCGAGCCCGCCGACGACAGCGCCGCUCUGGCGGCGUCUGCGGAAGGUGCGCCAACCAGUGCGGGAGUCUCGAAAGCCAUGCGUGAUGAAUGGCAAAUGAUGUCGUGUCUAGUGUGUGUCCUCGUGACGUAG